Pistacia vera is the source of this 3581-nucleotide messenger RNA. Its product is annotated as protein FAR1-RELATED SEQUENCE 5-like. The record is from RefSeq and is a predicted model, not a curated record. Gene Ontology annotation, biological process: regulation of DNA-templated transcription. The coding region runs from base 490 to 2571 and encodes 693 amino acids. NCBI's taxonomy places the organism in Eukaryota, Viridiplantae, Streptophyta, Magnoliopsida, Sapindales, Anacardiaceae. Gene Ontology annotation, molecular function: zinc ion binding. The transcript is spliced from 4 exons.
CUGCAUCUCUUUCCCCUAAAUCAAAUUGAAACCCUAGAAUUGAGAUUGCUCUCUCUCCCCAAAUCAAGUUGAAACCCUAUAAUUGAAAUUGAACUCGCCACCGUCAUUCGCGACUCCUCUUCCACCACCGCGGGCUAUCGUCUUGCACCACCACUCAACGUCAAUCGCUCUUCCUCUUCCACCACCGUUCAAUCCUGUACAAAGCGCUCGGAGAAGCGUAUUAUUACAACUGGCCUGUCUACUUCCCUUAGGCUUUUGUUAUUGUUAUAUUGAACAAUGAGACUGUACCCUGAAGACAAAAGUUGGGGUUAACAAGCCAGAAUUGCUUCUUGAAGUAUUCACUCCAGUGAUUGCCGUAGCCGGGUUCCUAUCCGAUGGGCAGGCAGCAAAUUAACUAGCGAGGGUAGUUACGGAAGAUACUGUCAGUAUUAAUUAGUCUACAUACAGUAAGUCUGAACUUGAAGUUGGUGUUGCAUCAAAGUACCAAGGAUGGAAGAAUGCAGUAAAAAAAAAUUAGAGGACUCUUAUUCUUCUUUCAAUGUUGUGGAGGAUAAUCAUUUUGAAGAAAUAGAAGAUACAAGAAGUGCAAAGAAGGAAUGGGAGCCUAAGACUGGAAUGGUUUUUGAUUCAUUUGAUAAUCUCGUCCAAUUCUACAGAAGCUAUGGGAAUAAAAUGGGUUUUGAAGUUAUUAUACGAUCUUCAAAGAAAGGAGAUGAUGGAGAGGUGAAAUACGCGACACUGACUUGUUCUUGUACUGGGAAGUCGAGCAGUAACUCCAGAAAUGCUUUUAAAAUGCAUCCAAUGACAAAAACUGAUUGUAAGGCUCGGAUUGGUGCAUCUGUACGUUUUGAUGGAAAAUGGCAAAUAUGUUCAGUUGUCUUUAAUCAUAACCAUGAGCUUUGCAGUCCUGACAAAACUAGAUAUUUCAAGAGUAAUCGAAUAAUGCAUCCGUCCCUGAAAAGGAAGUUUGAAGUGAAUGAUAGGGCUAAGGCUAGGACUAGACCGAAUAAAAAUUUCAAUUCCUUGUUAGUUGAAGCAGCUGAGGCUGAGGAUUUGCCUUUAGUACAAAAAGAUUGUGAGAAUUACAUUGAAAAAGUCAGGAGGCUACGACUUGGUGCUGGAGAUGCUUCUGCAAUCCAAAAAUAUUUUUUGAAAAUGCAAAAUGAGAAUUCAAAUUUCUUCUACAUAAUGGAUUUAGAUGAAGAGGGCCUAUUAAAGAAUGUUUUAUGGGUGGAUGCAAGAAGUAGGGUCGCAUUUAAAGAAUUUGGUGACGUUGUAACAUUUGACACAACAUAUUUGACCAACAAGUAUGAUAUGCCGUUUUGUGCUUUUGUUGGUGUUGAUCAUCAUGGUCAUUCAAUAUUGUUUGGUUGUGGGUUAAUCUCCAAUGAGGACACAGAGACAUUUGUAUGGCUUUUUCAAUCUUGGCUUGCAUGUAUGUUGAAUUGUGCUCCUAAGGCAAUAAUCACUGAUCAAGAUAAGACAAUGCAAAAUGCAAUCGAGAUUGUGUUUCCUGGUAUACGACACAGAUGGUGUUUGUGGCAUAUAAUGAAGAAAUUGCCUGAAAAGUUAAGAGGUUAUAGUGAAUAUGAAUAUAUUAAGUUUUCUUUGCAAAAUGCCGUGUAUGAUUCAUUGACACGUGAGGAGUUUGAAGAACAUUGGAAUAGUUUGUGUGAUAAACACAACCUUCAAGACAAUCAUUGGUUACUUAGAUUGUAUAAUGAAAGACAACGUUGGGUGCCAGCUUUUGUGAAAGAUUCUUUUUGGGCAGGUAUGUCUACUACUCAACGCAGUGAAAGUAUGCAUGCAUUUUUUGAUGGAUAUGUUAAUUCAAAAACCACUAUAAAACAGUUUAUGGAACAAUAUGAGAAUGCAUUGCGUGAUAAAGUAGAAAAAGAAAGAGAGGCUGAUUUUAAAUCUUUCAAAUCAUGGAUCCCUUGCAUAAGCACUUAUGCUAUUGAGAAACAAUUUCAAGAUGUAUAUACCAUUGCGAAAUUCAAAGAGUUUCAACAAGAGCUUGCAGCUAAGCUCUAUUGUGAAUUAUCUUCUUUCAAUGAAAUUGAUUCCUAUACGGAAUUUAUAAUAGAAGAAGAUGUUAUGGUCGGAGAGACUCAUCGUCGUGUUCCUUUUGUGGUUUGCUUUUAUGAAGCAACUUGUGAUGUUCGUUGCAAUUGUCGAUUGUUUGAGUUUAGAGGAAUUUUAUGUCGACAUGCAAUUGUAGUGUUGAUUCGUAAGCAAAUUUCUAACAUACCAGAAAAGUAUAUUUUAAGGCGGUGGAGGAAAAAUAUAAACAGAUGCUAUACCAAGGUUAAGAUAAGUUAUAAUAGUUGGAGCACCAAUCUUGAAGGACAACGAUUUGAUCAGUUGUCUAAUUUAUUCAGCACUGUAGCAAAUUUGGCAUCAAACAAUGAGGAUGAUUGUAAUAUGGUGAUAGAAAUGAUGAAUGAUAUGAAGAACAAGUUGAUGUCGAAUGAAAGUGUUGGUGGGAUUGAUAAAAGACUAAACAUGUCAGCUAAUAGUAGAACGAAUUGUGAAAGUAUUGCUGGUACUUCCAAAGAUGUCGAAUCCUAGUCUCAGAGUAGGAUUUAAUCUAGCAACUCAGGGAUUGAAAGAACAUGAGUUUCAGGAAGUCGGAUGCUCAUGUUCAUCGGCUAAAGGGAAGCAGCUCCAGGUGCUUAUGGUUCUUUAGUUUUCUUUCCUUUUAACCCUUAUUUGUUUCCCAUGAAACUCACACAAAAUCAUGUAACUGCUUGGGUGUGGUUUCAUUGCUGCUUGCUAUAUUUUUGCUUGGGGGUGGUUUCUGGACAGCUGCAGGUUGAUAUUGUGUGUAUAUUUUUACUUGGCGGUGGUUUCUGGGAAGCUGCAGGUUGAUAUUGUGUGUAUAUUUUUGCUUGGGGGUGGUUUCUUGGCAGCGGCAGGCUGAUAUUGUGUGUGUGUUUUUGCUUGGGUGUGUUUCUUGGGCAGCUGCAGGAUGAUAUUUGUGUCUAUAUUUUUGCUUGGGGGUAGUUUCUGGGCAGCUGCAGGUUGAUACUGUGUAUAUUUUUGCUUGGGUGUGGUUUCUGGGCAGCUGCAAGUUGAUUUUGUGUUUAUAUUUUAGCUUGGGGGUGGUUUCUGAGCAGCUCCAGGUUAUAGCCUGUGGGUAUGUUUUUGUUUUGAAAAUACUGCAUCUUCUCUAGAUUUAUUUCUCUACUUAUGUUGAUUGUAGCUUGAGAAACAAAUUCUGGAAGCUGGUGGGACUAUUCCUAUGCAACGAAAUGAAGUAGAUUUGUGAUCAAUCUGCGGAAAAAAUUAAAUAAGCUAGUGAUUAGUAUGGAUCAGUUGGCUUUGUGGAGAAAGUACUUUUUCUUUCUUUGUUCAUUGUUGUUGAGUCAGUUGUAGUUCAUGUCAGAAAGAUGUAAGCUACCAGAGAGGGUUAAUCUGCCUUUGAUCUUAAUUAAGCUUGUGUAUUAUCAUCUAAUGUAUCAGCAACAAACAUUUUCCAGAUGUGUAUUAUUCUUUUCCAUUGGAUUGCUUAUAAACAAUAUGCUGCAACUGGAUUGCUUAUAAUACACACACAAUUGCAUUUGCAGCAUCAAAUUGAA